Pediculus humanus corporis (human body louse) is the source of this 2223-nucleotide messenger RNA. RefSeq names its product Oligopeptidase A, putative. Bases 1 to 2223 code for a protein of 740 amino acids. The record is from RefSeq and is a predicted model, not a curated record. NCBI's taxonomy places the organism in Eukaryota, Metazoa, Arthropoda, Insecta, Psocodea, Pediculidae. Gene Ontology annotation, molecular function: metalloendopeptidase activity. The transcript is spliced from 5 exons. Gene Ontology annotation, biological process: peptide metabolic process; proteolysis.
AUGGCUGCAACAUUUUACCGUAGAAGUUUUUUUAAUUUUAAAAAAAGUUUAUUUACGAAUCAAAAAAGAAAUUCAUAUAUUAUUUUAAUUCCAGAAACAGCUGAAGAACUAGCAGAGGGAACUUUAACAUCUUUAGAAAGCCUACCAAAUUUUUCAAAAUUAAAUCCGAGAUCAUGUAGAAUGUUAGUACACAAAUUGGCCGAACAUUUCAAUAGCGGAUGUCAGGAAUUGUGCGACAAUUUUAACAAUGUUACUUCAUCGAAAAAUAUUUUCAAAUACUUAUUAGAGCCAUUAGAAAUUAUGUCAGUUCCCUUUUUAUCCUCGUACAGAACAGUAGAAACUUUACAUUAUGCCAACAAUAAUGUUAUUACAAAUAGUAUAUUUUACCCAUUGUAUAGUAGAGUAGUGCAAACUUUAAAUGAAAAAUUUUGCAAUCAAGUUAUAUUUAAAGCUUGCAAAGAAAUGUUGGAAGAUGAAAAGAACCAGUGCACACCGGAAGAAAGGAGACUUUUGGAAAAAUAUGUUUGGGAGGGUACCUUAAAUGGUCUGUCUCUUCCAGAAAGUGAAAGAGAAGAAUAUUCUAUAGCUAAUCGAGAACUCAUUACUAAUAAAGUUUUGUAUGAAAGGAAAUUAAAAACAGCAAAAUAUUUAUUUAGACAAACAAUAACUGAUCCUAAAUUUGCCGAGGAAAAUCCGUUAGAUCUUGUAAGGAAUACUGCAGCAAAUUGGGAUGAUUUAAAUGCAGGACCUUGGUUUAUUACUUUAAAAAAAACAGUAUUUUCAAGAUAUCUCGAAUACUGCCCUUCAGAGGAAGCUCGUAAACACAUGUUUAUAUCAUACAAUCAAUUGUGCUCGAGGUUUGGUGACUCCAGAUUAAAAGUCACACAUGAAUUUGAAAGCAUUAGGAAAUAUAGGUUAUUAUAUGCUAAAACAUUAGGAUUUCCCUCCUACGCACACUUGUCCAUGAAAAAUAAAAUGGCGGAAAAUGUAGAAAACGUACAAGGAGUUUUAACCGUAUUGUUAGAAAAUUCUAAAAAUGCCCACGAAAGAGAAUUAUACGAACUCGAGAAAUUCGCUUUUGACAAUGAUUUUAAAAAACCCAUUGAAAGUUGGGAUUUUCCAUACUGGUCAAGAAUGUAUUUAAAAAAGGAAUUAAACAUCGACGAAAUGACUUUAGUUAAUUAUUUUCCAUUUUCUCAAGUAUUGCUCGGAGUUAUUGCUCUUUGCGAACAACUUUUUGGAAUUGUGAUUGAAGAACAACUAUCUGUCGAAGGUUGGCAUCGUGACGUACGAUUUUUCAGAAUAUCAGAUAGUAAAACUAAAAACGUACUGGGUGGAUUUUAUUUGGAUCCCUACGCGAGCAAAAAUAAAAAAAUAAAAGAUCAAGAAACGAGUCAUUUUGUUCCCAUCAAAUCAAAAAGUAAAAUUUGUAAUUCUAUUGCUUUAUCCGCAUUGAUAUUUAAUUUUAGUCCACCUGAAUUGGACAAACCAUCUCUUUUAUACUUAAAAGAAGUUUCAGAUUUUUUUGAAAAGUUUGGAUACAUGCUCCUUCACACAUUGACUGAAGUAAAAUAUUCUGAUUUGUCUGGAUUGGGAAUCGAACCCGAUGCCUUGGGAAUUCCAAGUCAAUUGCUAAUGUUUUGGAUGUACGAGAAAGGGACGCUCGAAAGUAUUAGUGGCCAUUACGAAACGGGAGAACCCUUACCUAGUCAUAUAUUAGAUAAUUUAUGUAACCAUUUCAAAUACAUGGCAGGCACCAAUUUGUGCAAAAGGAUAUAUUUAUCAAAUUUAGAUAUGGAAUUAAAUUUAUCGACCGAUGGAGUACUCGAAAUCGUACAGAACUUGUGGCCUAAACAUAUACUUUUUAAAUUGUUUUCACUCGAUAAUCACCCGUUUGGAAUGGAAGAAAUAGUAACGGGUUCUUGGAGUGCUUCUUUGUACAGUGAUAUAUGGUCAUACAUGGUGGCAGCAGAUGUUUAUCUGGCAUUUGCAGAAGCCGGAUUUAACAAUCAAGAAAAACUUUCUCAAAUUGGGAAAAGGUUUAGGUCGACAUUUUUAGCUACCGUAGGAGGACAAAGUGCAAAAGAAGCCUUUAGAGAAUUCAGAGGACGUGAUCCCGAUCCACAAUCCCUUAUAAAACUUUUGAAUUUAAAACAAUCCGCGUUUGCUCCAAGUUCGGAAGGGGAUCCAGUUUUGACAUCUCAACAAUAUAUCGAAAGUUAA